AUGGCGGAACACCUAUUGGAGCAGCUCCGGGAUGUGGUGGUCCUUCAGCCGAGUGACGGGGCGGUAGGUAACGGGGAAAUGGAUAUGAGCGCAGCAAAUAGCCAUAAAUAUUCGGUUGUAUCCACCUUUACAAACUCUCCGUUUGUGAAGGCUGUGGAGGAUACUGAAAAUAACGAGGAUGACGAAAAGGAGUUGAUCCGGCUGUUGGAUGAGCUGAGCCACCGAAUACACUGCAGUGACGCGGCAGAUGAUGUCGAGCGACCUUCCGGCAGCUUUGCCGUGGAGAAGGCAGAGGCCCUUACUUUGCGUGCAAGCCACAUGGCACCGCCCAUUUAUGGCUCACCAGCACCGGCGGGAGGCAGUCCUUUCAAUUACGCGUCAUGUGUCUCACAAACUACAAAGCCGCCACCGUCUUUUGCGGAGGCUGUGGCCACAACCCCUCCCCUCUCCGAGGUCCCGGUGGAACUGUCACCGUUGGCGGCGCACUAUGUCCCCCCAAUGCCUGCCGUACAGCAGGACCCAAUUCUUCUCCGCAACACACACGGGGUUUUCAUGCUGCGUCCCAUCACGAAGCCCACACCGCCGUACACACCGCCAAGCCUAACCUCAUCUAUCUCCCAGCCACCACGUUACGCACUGCCACCCGCAGCGCUUCCGCAAUCACAACCUCAUUUUCUUGGAAGCUCCUUGGCACAGGUGGGCGGGCUGGCCGACGCGCAACUACCGAAGAAAUCCGGUUUCAGUCCGUAUGAAAUUCCACACUCUAUGAACAACGUCAUUGGGGGAAGUCAAAUUCUGGGCACUGGAGGCGCUGGCAACUAUACAUACAUCAGCACCUCAGUUAAGUCGAAGUCGACCAGUCAUAUGCAGCCGCCCCCACCGUACCCUUCGUAG
Trypanosoma cruzi is the source of this 894-nucleotide messenger RNA. RefSeq lists its product as uncharacterized. The transcript has a single exon. Lineage: Eukaryota; Euglenozoa; Kinetoplastea; Trypanosomatida; Trypanosomatidae. The coding region runs from base 1 to 894 and encodes 297 amino acids. The record is from RefSeq and is a predicted model, not a curated record.